This is a messenger RNA of Iphiclides podalirius (scarce swallowtail), 645 nucleotides long. The record is from the annotation of a GenBank genome assembly. Lineage: Eukaryota; Metazoa; Arthropoda; Insecta; Lepidoptera; Papilionidae.
AUGUCAGAGCUCGUAGUGGCAGCAACGAAGACCUGCAAGUCCUGCGGCUGCGACCGCCUCCAGCACUCGGUUUACCACGAGGAGCUCGGCUCGGUGCGUGACAGGCUCGGCCUGCGCGAUACGCGAGUCAACCACCACGCUUACGACAGCCCGCCAGGCUUGACUGCUAAGCAGACGGAGCUUUUCUGGGCCUCGCUAGCGGAGCGCGCGCCUAACAGCGUAGGUGGCGCCACUGGGGCGGCCGCUUGGCGCGCUUGGCGGAUCCGCGCGUUGGCCACUCAGCUGCCGAAGCAGGACCUCUCGCUGUCCCACUGUCGCCAUCUGGAUGACGCCCAUCGUAAACAGUUCGAGGACUUCGUGGCGGCGAGGAACGAGAUCGCCCUCGAUAUAGGUAUCGCCUACCAGCAUCAUGGUGCCUCUAUCGAAUGCAUGGGAUGCAGUAAGCCUAUUCGCAAUGGGUCUAUUGCGGUGCAGGCGCCGCGGAUAGGUGAAGAGGUGGCCUACCACCCGGCAUGCUUCACGUGUUCGGAUUGCGGCGAGCUGCUAGUGGAGCUGUCGUACUGCGCUCUGGACGGCAGGCCGUACUGCGUGCGCCACUACUCGGAACGGCUGAAGCCGCGCUGCCACGCCUGCGAUGAGAUAGAG